GUCGGUGUCAGUCAUCAGUAGAUCAAUAUAUUUUUUUAACCCUUUACAUGGUCCAGAUCUUUAUUCCAGCAUGUUUUUGAAAAGAAGCACCUGUCUGCUGGUUUUCCUCGCGUGUUCUCUGACUAUGUGGUGCAAGUCGACCAGCGCAGGCUCGAGCUUCCUCAGCCCUUCACAAAAGCCUCAGAACAGAGGGAAGUCCCCUCCCAGGGUCGGCCGCCAAGUGAUGGAGGAGCCUGGUCACCCCGCUGAGGACAACCACCUCACGAUAAGUGCCCCCUUUGAAAUCGCCGUCACUCUGAGAGAGGAGGACUUUGAGGAGUACAGUGCAGCGCUGCAGGAGAUCAUUCAGCGUCUGCUGGGGAGCACAGAGACAGCAGAGAGACGGUCACAGCUCUGAAGGUCAUGGACGAGACUGACAAAUCUGCUGUUCAUUAGAUGAUGAUCUUUAAUUGAGAGACAUGCUGCUCUCAUUUAUCUCUUCUCUUAAUAUAUUCUUUAGCUCGGGGCUCUUAAAACAUUGUUCACGUAUUCAGAUGGGGCUAAUUAAGUUCACGCUAAAAUCAGUAAGUAAUAAGUAAAACAUUUAAUUGUUUAAAAUUGGGCAAACUUAACUACUCUCCUCAAGGUUAAUAUUAAAUUUCCAAUGUGUAAAAA
Larimichthys crocea (large yellow croaker) is the source of this 654-nucleotide messenger RNA. It is a transcript of the gene ghrl, whose product is annotated as ghrelin/obestatin prepropeptide. Lineage: Eukaryota; Metazoa; Chordata; Actinopteri; Sciaenidae. Gene Ontology annotation, molecular function: growth hormone-releasing hormone activity. The record is from RefSeq and is marked provisional. Gene Ontology annotation, cellular component: extracellular region.